AUGAUAAUGGCCUCUGUGACGUUAACAAACCGGUAAGUAUACAGUUGUCUCGAGAGGCUUUAACAAAACUGUGAAAGGUUGGCAUUCAUGUUCGCAAAGUUACUUGCUUUGAUGGUCUCGAUGAUUUCCAGCAUGCGAACAAAGAAUCGUACAUUUUUAAAAUGUGCGAAUCAAGAGUUACGGUAAAUAAUACAAGUAAAAUGGUUGGAUUUAGUUCUGCAAGUGAAGAUUCUCAAGAGAGAGUGAUUAGCAUAUGAAUGUUUUCAGACAUAUCUUCUACUACUUGCAUUACGUGCGUGUCAACGGUAUCAUAAUGAAUUUGAUAAUUAUUUGAGCUAAAAAAAUUUAGUGCCAAGACUGAAAUGAAAGAAUCAGAGUCAUACAAAGUAUUUUAAAUAAUCGGUAAAUAAUUUAUUUUACUGUCUUAAAAUUUGCUGCACAUGAGGAUUUCAACCUUCUUCAACCCACGUGAAACAUUUGGAGUCCUUUGUCUCCCUGUCAUCAACUCACCUCACCUCUAAUCAGUAAACUAAUCUGCCUUUCGCUUGUUGAUGAAAUAGUUGCGGCAGGGGUGGGGGAGGGCUACAGCCACCUUUUUAGUUUUGUUAGCCCCCCUCCCUCCCCCUGUGUCUCAGGAUAUCCCCACUUGUCCACCCAAAUGAUCCCAGAAAUCUCUGCACCCAAAGCUUGUGCCCAUUCUUUCUAGAGGUUCUGAAGUUCCCCAACCCCCAAACCAACCGUAACUGAAUAGCCCAGUGAACCAAGUGUUGAACGAUUUAACCAUACUAAAAUAAUAAUAAAUUAUUUCUGUCAAUAACUGCAGGGAAUUAAAGAACAAGGCUACUGGUAUUGAUAUCCGUGUACCACAGCAUGAACAUAUUUCUGGUCCACUCGGUGGAAAUGUCUUGUACCAUGUGAUUGUUGUGACACGGUUGUUCUACUUCAAAACUCCAGGUAAACACAAGGAGUCUGAUGUUGUCCAGUUCAUGGUAAGUAGACAGUGUAUAGACUGUUUAUCUUUGAAAAAGUAGCUGAAGUCUUUUUCAACCCCCAGGGAAGCUGUUAACUAGUUCUAAAAGCCAAGUUUCCAAAAGCUGGGUGUCCGGCAGCCAAUAAGAAAUCAAGAUUCCUACUUGACUUAGAAUUGUUUUGGGAAGUUAAUUUAACUAAUAUUAGGGUUCAAUUCUCCAGACCCGUAAAAAGUCUGGAAAAUAGCGAUAUGUUGGAAAACAAUAAAGUCUUUUUUUCAAAGCUACAACAAUUAUUCCUGACAUAAGUGAAUUUUUUUCAUUUUGGUCAAAGCUUUAUUCAAUCUUUCCUACACCUUUGCAGUGCAUUGGGAAAAAAGCUUUGUUCCUGUUUUUUUUAAGGCGGCUUUAUCACCUAUUUGGUAACCUCGAGUCUGGAAAAAGAAAUUAUUGUUUUCAAAAAAAGUCUUGAAUUUUGGAUCCAGAAAUCUACAUGAAGCAUGUAAUAUAAUUACAGUCAAACCACCAGUAACUGACUAUCUAAUGUCUUUCUGAGAAAAUUUUGAGUUUUAGGUAUAGGUCAGGUUCCAUAUGCAUGAGGUUGCUGUCACCUGAAGUGACUUCAAGUUGAAAUAAACAAAUAAUAGAUAUUAACCAACUGUCUUUUAUUGUUUAUUCCAGAUUCCACAAAAAUAUGAGGUUUUUGAAGACCUUUGUGCUAAACUCUCACAGAAGUUUCCCAGUGUUGUAUUUUCUUCUCCACCAAAGAAGACAUUUUUAGUCAGUGAUUCAGUAAUCUCAGAUCGUCGCCGGUAUAUGGAGGAUGUGCUUCAACAGAUAGCCAGGACUCCAAAACUAGCUUGUAGCUCAUUGGUUUUGGAAUUUCUUGGAGCAAAAAGAGGGCAUAAGGAUGUAAACCGACUUGAAAUAACCCAGACAAAGAAAGUAAUGAAUAGCAAACAAAUUAUAAGACCUUAUAACUAUAAAAGUGUCUGUACACAGGCUACCCAUUAUCGUUAACUUUAAGCCAGAAGACCCAGAACUUGAAAGAAAGUAUAAAGUGAUAGAAUCCAAUACAGCUUUUUAGUGGAGCAAAAUCAUAUGCAAGUGGAGCCCCAUAGCUAAGAAAAUUUGGUUGUCUAUCCAUCCGAUAAAUUUUGUUAGUCUCAUGACUGUCUGUCCAGCCAUCCCGCAUCCUUCCAUACCACAGGGCUCCCAAUGUGAAAUCUCCCACUUUCUAGCUUAUUGUGGGAGCCUGUAACCUGAUAUUGCACAUUUAUGUUGUGGUCAUUUGAUAGCUGCAAAACAGAGUAUCCACUGGCCAGUAUCACAUGACCCUAUUGCAGGCUCAGGUGUUGGCCUAUCAAGGUUACAUGUUUUUGGAAGUUAUCUGCUGACAAGUCACUAGUUUUUAACUACAUGUAAUAACAGGGUUAACGCCGAGUGGAUUUCUUUGCAGUGGUUACAAUGGUUACAUGGUUGUUUAAAGCAAAUUAAUUGUAAAUAAUUUUAUGUACAGGAACUUUGCCUUAAGCCUUGGCUAAAUCUCUAUAUUAUUAUUGAAAUUCUGCUUAGGAUCCAAAGGCAGAGGAAGAAGAAUCUUCGGAACAGAAACCUGUCAAAGAAGAGGAAGUGGAAGAUGUAGACUUGUUUGCCAAAACAGAUGAAACAGAUGUAGCCCAAAACAAUGGCAAUGAAGAGGAUGAAGAGGAAGACUUAUUUGCAACAGCUAAGGGCUCAUCUGAGGCACAAAUGACUGGUUUCUCAAUCUUCGACAACAAUGACAAAGAAGACUUGGAUGAUGAAGAUAUCAAUAAACUAUUUAUUCCUGCAGGUGCGGAUGAAAAUAAGAUCAGCCUUGAAGUAGAAGACAAUUCGCAGCUUCUCAAGUGAGUUUUAACUAAGUUUGGUGAGUAGGUUUGUUUUUGGAAAAUAACGUUUGAUCAUAUUAACAUUUUGUGACAAAAGGGUCAAACCACAGAACUUUUUCCGUUUUUCAUAACUUAACGUAACAUAGCGUAACAAAAUAACGUAACGUAACGAAAUCUAAUGUAACAUAUCACAACAUAACCCAACGUCACCGAACGAAACGUGACUUGAUGUAACGUAGUUGAUGUAUUUACCUACAAUAUAAUUUAUUAUCACGCUAAGGAGCAUUUUGCAUGCUCGUUUAAAAAGCGGGUGUCCGUAAAGCAGGGUUUGACUUUACCUUAGUUUUUACUGGAAAGUAAAUUCAAUGAACACUCUCCUAGACUGAGCCAUUGUUUCGGUCUUCUCUCGACGCCCUCCGCCACGCAGAGUUGAGUCUUGUAUAGGAGAGUCUCGGCGAGGAGUAUAAUUUCAUAGUCUAAGUAAAAGUUCUCCCCACUAUAUAUGUAUUUGUUUACAGCAUCGAGGAUGACUUGGACAAGCUACUGACUACAAAAAGCAAGCCUGCAAAGCCAGCUAAACCGGCUAAACCAGAAAAACCCGUAGCAAAACCACGACUUAAGCCGAAACCAGAUCUGAAGCCAAAGCCGACUCCUAAACCCAGGUUUGCGGAGGCGGGAGCUGGCGAGGAGGAACUGUUUGGUGGAGGAGUUCCUACUGCUAAGCCAAGAAAGCCGAAGAAACCACCAGUUCCGAAGAAAAAAGCGACGGGUGGAGAUGAAGAUCUGUUUGUGCACGCAAGAAAGCAGUCUUUCAAUAGGUUUGUUUCGAUGAUUUUUUUUGUGGCGGGGCAGCAGUAAUGGCAAUGUACUUUCCUCCUAAGAGCGGAAACAGACCAUUUUGAAAAAUAUCCAAAUUUUAGUUGAUAUAAUUCCGCAAUACUAAUCUGAGCACCAUCUGAAAGAACGGUCAGAGAGGUUUCAUUUGAAUGGUCUCACCACAAGAUUUCAUCCACCGACUCAAAAGUUAGAACCACCGUAGGUAUCAGUUAAACAGUACCACACUAACGAAGAACUGCUUAGUACUUAGCCUUCAUGCAUUGGAAUGGUCGCACCUCAGUUAUGAUUUCGCUGUUCACAGACUUAACUGUUAGAACUACAUGCCUUAUGUAAAAAGGUCUUCUGCUUGCGGGUCUUAAAAGACCAACAAGCAGAAAAUUGCUCAUAAAUCUCAUCAAAAUUCAGGCAAGUUCGACUGAUGCCAACUUCAGGGCGACAAAUCGCCACGAAAUAUCGCCGUUAGUUUACACGUGCGCAUAGUUCUCAGCAGUCGUCCCACUUUAGCCUGCGUGGCAGGUACCGUUUAGUUUUUUUUUUUCAGUUUUUAUAGACCGCGCGAGGAGAACACCCCCAACUCUCUCUCUCUCGCUCUCUACGGAGUAGCCUGCGAACGCAGCCGCGUGGAGAGAAGCGACGACCGAAAAUGCGUCUGCGUUUGUAGGCCAUCUACGUAGGCUAUCCCACUUUAAUAUCGCCUGUUUAACAUAAAGGAUAUUUUUAUACUGAUAUUAUUCAUGUUAUUUGGUAAUGCCGUAGAACACCAUCACGUGAGGACGAAACACUGGACGACAUAUUUAACCUUCCUGCAAAAUCAGCUUUUACAACGACAGAGGAAGAUGACGACUUGUUUAAGUCAACAACAUCAGUCAGUGAAGUGGCGGUACAAGACAUGAGUGCAGACGAUAUAGCCAGUUAUAUUCAGCAGAACAUGCCGCAAUCAGAUGCAAAGCUUGAUUUAUUUGGUAACUAAGUGAAGUAAACAACAAAAGUGAAUGAAUAUCAAAAGAAGAAACGAACUCAGAGCAAGAGAAGCUUAGCCUGCGUGGCAGGCGUUUGAAAGGGAAGGGAAAGGGAGUUUUGGGAAAGGGAGUUUUAGGCGCGAGAGAAACGCGAGGGGCGCGCGAGGUCUCGCGCCCUAAUUCCCUUCCCCUUCCCUUUCGAACGUCUGCCACGCAGGCUAGAGAAGCUUGGCAAAGUGGAUCAACUUCUUUGAUUGCUUUUCAAAUAUUUUUCAAAAACAUGUACAUGCUAGCUUGCAUAUGGCUAGGGAUAAGGCAAGCGAAGCCUGUUCAGUAGGGAAAGAGUUGGUCCCCUUUUCGUCUCUUCCCGCUUUCGCUUCAAUUCAUUUCGCCUUACCCCUCAAAAGAGGAUUACCGUGGAUUAAUUCUAUUAUUAUUAUUAACUCUUUAAUUCUUAUCUAAACAUUGUAGCGUACCUUUUAACUUGGAAAAGUGAAGUAGCUAAAUGAAUCAGUCUGCCCACCAAGCUAUUAAAGUAAACUAAGCCACGCGAGUGGUAACAAAAGUUUAUUGAAUAUUUCUGCCCGCUGUAAUUUUUUCCCUUUCACUUAAAUGCUGCAUCUUUCACUUUUGUGACUUUGAGCUGUGUAUCUCGAAAA
Messenger RNA from Porites lobata, 5294 nucleotides. The record is from the annotation of a GenBank genome assembly. NCBI's taxonomy places the organism in Eukaryota, Metazoa, Cnidaria, Anthozoa, Scleractinia, Poritidae.